This is a messenger RNA of Trifolium pratense (red clover), 1581 nucleotides long. Its product is annotated as CBBY-like protein. The transcript has 12 exons. The coding region runs from base 118 to 1281 and encodes 387 amino acids. The record is from RefSeq and is a predicted model, not a curated record. Gene Ontology annotation, molecular function: hydrolase activity. Lineage: Eukaryota; Viridiplantae; Streptophyta; Magnoliopsida; Fabales; Fabaceae.
GAAGAAAAAUUUACAAAAGUAAGUGAAAAAAAGUCUAUUGCAGUAAGUACUUAUAACUAAUAAGACUUGAAGAAAAAUUUACUUGUAGUAGCUAAGUUGUAGUAGUAGCUGUUACCAAUGGCAGCAACAACGCAUUCAGUGACAGUGGCAACUUCUUGUUCAAUUCUUUCUCCGCAUAUAUCUCUUCUUCAACGCAUUCGUAUUCCAAACACAUUCAACUAUAACAACAACACGUGUCACUUUCCCAUUGCAUCUCCCGUAACCGUUUCCGUUUCACAUCAAUUUUCCCCUUUCGUUUUUCCCGGUAAAUCUCCGCGCCACACCACCGCCGUCUUCUCCGCUUCAUCCACCGAUGACAGUCACAUCGAUUCUCAAGACCUCGCUGUUCUUCUCGAAGUCGACGGGGUUCUUGUUGAUGCAUAUCGUGUAGGGAAUCGUUUAGCGUUUAAUAAAGCAUUUGAGAAAUUUGGCCUAGAUUGUGCAAGCUGGAACGAACCUGUCUAUUCAGAUCUUUUGAGAAGAAGUGCUGCAGAUGAGGAAAAGAUGCUAUACUUGUAUUUUAAUCGAAUCGGGUGGCCUUCGUCAUUGCCCACAAAUGAGAAGGGACUCUUCACAAAAAGUGUUUUACAGGCAAAGGAAAAGGCUUUGGAAGAGUUUGUGACAUCAACAAGUCUACCUUUACGACCUGGUGUUGAACAGUUUAUUGAUGAUGCAUACAAUGAAGGAAUUCCUGUGGUAAUAUUAACAGCCUACAUUAAAAACGGUGAUAAUAUUGCGAGGACCAUAAUUGAAAAGCUCGGUAAUGAUCGAAGCAAAAAGGUGAUUAUUGUGGGGAUUACAGAGGCUGAGAAAAGUUUACAUGGCCAACUCGUCUCAGGUAAGGUGAUUGCCUCUGGUUUGGAUGAAGAGCUUUCCAAGGAAGCCACAAGAGCAGCUGCUGCUGAGAGACAAAGACUAGCAAAAGAGGUAGCAUCCGCACUAAAGUUGAGUGUUACGAUUGAUACCAGCUUAUCCGAAAGUUUAGAUAAGAUUGUGACUGCGCUACAUGCGGGAGCUGAACGUGCAGGGAUACCUAUCUGCAACUGUGUCCUGAUUGCAGGAAGCCAGUCUGGAGUAGCUGGAGCUGAACGGGCGGGUAUGCCAUGUGUUGUUCUACGGAGCAGUUUAACAUCUAGAGCUGAGUUCCCGUUAGCAAUUGCCACUCUGGAUGGGUUUGGGGGUGCAGAUCUUACCAUUUCAAAAUUACGCAAUCUAUGCCAAAAGACACAACCAGAGGAUUGAAUGUUGUGCCAGAGUUUGUAUUGAUUACAUUGCCCAAGAAAUUGGCAAAUAAGAACAAAAAUAUUCACCUUGUUCUGGAUUUGAAGCUGGCAAGAAAAAGGAAUGUGCAUCUAGAAAGAGUUUAAGAUAGGUGUCUUCAGAGACAAUGUUUGCUGGUACGAUAAUUCCUAUAAUUUUGUGUUGAAAUUUGGUUCUUCGUUAACAAAUCCACCACAGUAUAGGAUGAGGGGCACUUUAGUUGUAUGUGACUUUUGCUUUGGUAAGCUUUUAACAGCAUAAGGAAAUACCAUUCUUAUGAGU